AUGGCGGAUGAAGAGCACGACCAGCUGACGGCUAUGACACCAGCGCAAAGGAGACUGUUUGAGCUACGCAUGAAGAUAAAUGCAGGAAGAAAGGCGAAUAAGCAGGAAGUAGCGGCGGAACAUGAACGCGUAAAGAAUAAUGAUAAGAAGGCGAAGAAGCAAGAGCAGUACAAGAAACGAGAGGAGAAGAAGCUGUUUGCAGCAAGUGGCAAAGCUCAUCUUUGCGAAACAGCUGAGGUAGCUGAACUUAAGAGGAAGAAAGCUAGCAAGAAGGAAAAGAGAAAAGCUGCGUUUGGAUGGGACGUUUUUAACCAAGACUCGCUAUACAAAGGCUACAAGAAGCGACUAGUGAGUCUGCCUACAUCAGGACAUACCACGUCUUCUGCAGCUAUCACUAGCGAAGAUGCGCUUGGUGACGAACUGGCGUAUGGCAAGAACGACAAAGUAGAAGAGGAAAAUGUUGAGCGCAUGGCACAGGAGCUAGAGGAGCGUGUCAAAGCACGCAAGAAAUUUAGUCGUCGGCGUCAGCACUACGAGGGCGAAGACAUUGAUUAUAUCAACGGCCAGAAUCGCGUCUUCAACCGCAAAGCAUCGCAAGCUUUCGACAAAUACACGGUGGAAAUUCGACAGAAUCUCGAGCGUGGCACAGCGUUGUAG
Molecule: messenger RNA, 657 nt
Organism: Peronospora belbahrii
Lineage: Eukaryota; Oomycota; Peronosporomycetes; Peronosporales; Peronosporaceae
Source: the annotation of a GenBank genome assembly